CCCCGCACGCUGCAGCAUCGAUUAUCGUGCAGCAGUGCGCCAAAACAAGGUUAAAACUCAGCUAUUCGUCAGCAAAAUAGCCGCAUUGAGGCCAUACAGCGACCACAAGCGCCUGAAGGCCAAAAGUUGCAGCGCUAACACAGAUGAGGCAGGCUGCAGCAGCCAGCGCCGCCGAGCCGGAGUGGGCCCGGACGGACGCGGACCCCAGCGAUGGUACCGAGGAGGGGACCGCUCGCAACCCGCUGCGACAGGCCGCCGCCGACGCGGAGCAGGGCAACACGGACGAGCUAUCAGCCCCAAAACGCCCGCUCAACCGCAACGUGAAGAUCACGCUCUGCUACCAGCCGUCGCUCAACGUCUGCACGUCGCUCGCCACGGCAUCACCCCUGGCGGCCUACGUAUUGUUACGAACGGGCAGCAACGCGCGCGUCGGCUACGCCGUGGGAGCGAUGGGCGUCGCGAAUUUGUGUGCCGCGUUCCCCGCCGCGUGGUUAGCGGAUCGGUGGUCGCGGACGGCCGUGAUUCGGACGGCCGUGAUCAUCGGAGCGUUUGGUUUUUGCUCCUUAGUCGCGUCCGUGGUCCUCGGCGACCAUAUCCAUGCAAACAAGCAGUUCCUGUGCAUCUGCGCCUCGACGGCGAUCGUCGGCUGCUUCGUCGGCUCGCAGUCGUCGGCCGUCGAGGCGAUUUUUGGGGACUCGAUCCCUUCCGGUUCGCGAAGUAGGUUAUAUGUCAGGAAGCAGUCGCUGCGCGUUUUGGGAACGGCCGCGGGGCCUCUGUUAGCUGUUGUCGUCUUCGCGACGGUGGGCGACCACUGGCGCGAGGGCGAGCUCGAGAUCGUCAUCGCGUGCGGCGCUUGUUUGUUUUUUUGUCCGGCGUUGUUGGUUUUGGCCCGCGUGGAAGUCAAUCUGUGAGUUAGGUUAUUGCAGACGCACGAAUGGAGGCAAUCUCGCGUCGAUGGCGUGGAGAUCGGCAGAUGCAGUCACGGGGACGACGUCGCGUCGAUGGCGUGUCCACGCAGGCCCUGGCGCUGUCGGAGAAGCAGACUUUGGGUGAAUUGAGCCGGCCGCUCCUCGCCGACGACGGCGACGCGACCGAGCGACGACAACAAGAAUUGCGGAUCGCGGCGACGGUCUGCGUCUCGGACGUCGUGUCCAUGCUCGGGAGCGGCAUGACGGUCAAGUUCUUCCCGCUAUUUUUCUGGAGGGAAGUCGGCCUCUCGCCCAUCAAAGUGCAGGUCAUCUACGUGGCAGCUCCGACGGGCAUCGCCUGCUGCGCGUUCGUCGCCCAGAAGCUCUCAAAAAGAAUAGGACGGGUCUGGGUCACCGUCUGCACGAAAGUCUGCGCGUGCAUUCUGCUGGCCGUCAUGACGCGCGUCGACGACGGACCGUUGAUCAUCGUGCUGUAUUUGCUGCGGACCUGGCUCGCGAACUGCUGCUCCGGUUUAACAAGGAGCAUCCUGAACGAUUAUGUAAGGAAGGACGAGCGUGCGAGGUGGAACGCGGCGGAGUCGAUCAACCGCUUCGGCUGGUCGGGCUCGGCCGUGCUCGGCGGCCACCUCGUCGACUUGUAUGGGUACCGAUUUACAUUUUUAAUCACGGCCGGCUUGCAGCUCUGCUCGGCGGCGAUCCUGUCGAGCCUCGCGCGCGUCGUCGAGCGGGAGAGCUCGUCCACCUACGCGCGCGUCGAAAGUCGCGGCGACGGCGAGACGAAGGAGGAGCCCGCGCCGGGCGACGAGGAGGGCCGCCGCGCCAAGCCGGAUUAAUUUCUAUGUGUUGUGUUA
Messenger RNA from Pelagomonas calceolata, 1780 nucleotides. Lineage: Eukaryota; Pelagophyceae; Pelagomonadales; Pelagomonadaceae. The record is from the annotation of a GenBank genome assembly.